GCGCCCGCUUGCCCGGCCUUGGGCUUCAUUUUGGGCAGGAGGGCGGCCUCUUCCUCCGCUUGCCGAGCCGCGAGGGCGGAGCCAAGGGGGCGCAGCACCUGCGCAACAGAAAACUCCACGCGGCUCACGGGAGCAUCUUCCAGGCGGGCCACGUCGGCCAGCUGGAGCUCUUGUCUGCGGGGCGCAACUCAGGUCGCCGCGGGGGAUUCCGUGUCCGAGGCGGCAGCUCUUUUUGGGGCCGCGGGCCCUUUAAAUCUCUCCUGCUUCGGUGGGCGAGGACUUUCGUUUUCUGUCGUCGCUGCCCCCCCCCGGAUCGAUCCCACCUCCUCCUCCUCCUCCUCCUCUUAAAGGAGAACAACGCUCGGCCGCCGCUGCGUCACGGAGACGGACCUUUCCCGGGAGGACCGGCCUGACUUGAAGGUAUUGGGAAGAUGCUGCUGUCCAAACCCAGCAGGAAUGGCUUCUGCAUCCUUCACAGAACACACUGGUUGAGAGAGAUGCCUUGGAGGCUCCACCCUCCAGCCUGCAUGGCUUGGACAACCUCCCGCAACCAUGGCACUUGGAACGAUGCUGGCAGCACAAGGCGCAGGGUCAUGGUAGCAGCAGGGGCCGGGCUGGGCCUAGGCACCAUCUUGGCUUAUGGAGAUCACCGUCGGCGGGCAGCUGAGCCGGAGACCCCAGCGCCCGCAGCUGGACCCCCAUUUCCGGUCUUUACCCGGAAGGAGGUGGCUCGCCACAACAGCCAAGCGAGUCGGGUGUGGGUGACCUACGGCAGCGACGUUUUUGACAUCACAGACUUCGUAGAGGCGCAUCCUGGAGGCAAAAGUAAGAUCCUCCUGGCGGCGGGGGGCGCUCUGGAACCGUUCUGGGCCCUCUACGCCAUGCACAAGCAGGAACACGUGCUGGAGAUCCUCCGCGGGUACAAAGUGGGGGAGCUGAGCCCCGAGGAGCCUCCGCAGCCAACCCCGGGAGACCCAUACGCUGAGGAUCCUCAGCGGCACCCCGCCCUGCGGAUCAACACCUUGAAGCCCUUCAAUGCAGAGACUCCCCCGGAGCUGAUUGCUGAGAACUACCUGACUCCCAACGCGCUCUUCUUCAAGCGCAACCACUUCCCCGUGCCCGUGGUGGACCCCGCCACCUACCGGCUGCAAGUACAGAGUUCCGGCGGGCGGACGAUGUCCCUAUCCCUGCAGGACCUGAAGAGGAGGUUCCCCAAGCACGAGGUGACCGCUACCCUGCAAUGCGCCGGCAAUCGCCGGGCCGAGAUGAACGCGAUCAAGAACACCAACCGGCUGGGCUGGGGCGUCGGGGCCAUAAGUAACGCGCGCUGGGGUGGGGCCCUGCUUCGGGAUGUCCUGGCGGAAGCCGGGUACAAACCCGGCGACAAGGGGCACGUCUGUUUUGAGGGACUGGACAAGGAUCAGAGCGGCACCGUUUACGGGGCCUCCAUCCCUUUCAAGAAGGCCAUGAGUCCCGACGGGGACGUCCUCUUGGCUUAUGAGAUGAACGGGGAGGAGCUGCCCCGGGACAACGGCUUCCCCCUCCGAGUCAUUGCGCCGGGGAUAGUCGGCGCGCGUAACGUCAAGUGGCUGGCCCAGAUCACGGUGGGCCCGGAGGAAAGCCAGAGCCACUGGCAGCAGAAGGACUACAAAGGAUUCUCCCCUUCCGUGACGUGGGACAACGUGGACUUCUCCAGCGCCCCUGCCAUCCAAGAUAUGCCCGUGCAGUCGGCAAUCACCGAGCCGGGCCCGGGAGCCUGCGUCUGCCCCGGGGAGCUCACGGUGAAGGGGUACGCUUGGAGCGGAGGGGGGCGAAGGGUGAUCCGCGUCGAUGUUUCGCUGGAUGGUGGGAAGAGCUGGCACAUGGCCAAGCUCACCGGGAAGGAGCAGCUGCCUGGUCGAGCCUGGGCGUGGCAGCUGUGGCAGCUGGACGCCUGCGUGCCCGAAGGCACCAAAGAGAUGGACAUUGUCUGCAAGGCUGUGGAUGCCAGCUACAACGACCAGCCCAACACAGUGGCGCCCAUCUGGAACAUUUUGGGAGUGCUCAACAGCGCGUGGCAUCGGGUCCACGUCAGCGUGGGCGAGGAGUAAGAGGCUGAGUCGUGCCUCAUUGCCUGAAAUAAAGAAAGGGUCUUGGAUUGCGGUUGUUCUGCUCCUUCUUUCUUCUGAGAGUACGUUUGCCUACAUCCUCUUGGAGAAGAGCAUUUGUUGACACUCUGCAGCUACCACUGAGCUACAGCUUCCAUCAUUCCUGACCAUCCACUUUGCUGGCUGGGACUGAAAGCAGUUGUAGCCCAACAACACCUGAAGGUCACCACCUUGGCAAGCCCCGUUCGAGAUGGAUGAAGGCCCUUUUACUACCUCUUCUCUAAUCUCUCUGUCUUUUAAGGAAGCCCUUCUGCUGCCCUUUAGAAUUCCUUGUGGGUUUGUUUCUCGAGAGGCGAAUGCGCACAACCUUCACUGAGUUUCCUUCGUUAUCUCCUGCGCUCUGCUCCUCCUCCUCCUCAGGAUUGCUUUCUCGUUGUUCUUGCCACCAUUACAAGAGCUGUUCCCUCAUUUCCCACCCCUGCUCAGAAGACACGGUCGUGGGUGAAAAAGGAGGACAGAAAUCUCGACUCUUUCGACGAGGCGAUUUCAGCAGCUGUUUACACGUUACAGGAGCCCUUUGCGUCCAGCCAUCUAGCACAGUUUUCUAUCUGUAAGGAAAGGGGUCUGACAAUCGCUUUUGUGAAAUACUUAACUCCUGUCCUGGCAGGACUAAAAACGCAGAGAGAAUGGCUACUCUGCUUGCACAUAAGAAUGAGAUUGGGAAUAAAGGUAGUUUGCUCACAUAUGGGAAUUCAGGUUUAGGAAAACAGCAUACAAAACAGAGGCAUUGUGUGUUUGUGUGUACACCAAAACUAAAUUUGAAUGCUUUGGGUUUCCUGCAACAGUAGUUGUAGGGCAGAUUGCACCUGGUCAUAUGGGGAGCUUAGAUUUAUGUGUGUGUGUGUCCAAGGAAUUGGCUUUCUCCAUGGGCAUUUAUCUCCUCCCAUGAACACUUUGUGCCUUCUCUAUACAUGUGUGUGUGUUAGUGUAUUUUUUUGGGGGGGGAGGUGUUAGCCAUGUAGCAUUAAAAUAACAUCACAAACUUGCAGGAAAACAGUCAUAGGGAAAACAGUGUAACAUUCAAUUUAAUUUCAGGACUUUUUUUAAGACCCACUUUUUGAAAAAGAAAAAAAAAGCCCUGGGAAAACAUUAAAGCUUUUUUAACUUGCUGCCCAAAAUAUUGUAAUGUAGAUGCCAGAUGAGCCUCUCUGGUGAGACCCGUUCCGCAGGCAGGACACCGCCAAGAAGCACCAGUGCUUUUGAACUGUGUCUGGAAAUGGACUGGGAGCCAGUGCUGUGCGUUUCAGUGUGUACCACCACCCACCCCGUCCAAAAUUAGGUGUGUCCCGUCCCCCCCACCGCCAUUGCUGAUCCUUCUCAUCAGAUCAGGACAUCAUAGCUGCACCUCUUUCCUUUUUGCAACCUGUGCCUGUUCAGGGCACUGCCAGCACCUGCCACAAGAAGUGCCUGGAGAGAUUUUUCCAUUGUAGAUUUGUGAGUUUACGUGACACUCACUGUACUCUUGGUACUCCAGCAUUUUCUGCCAGUUCUUGCUCUGACGUUUCAGGGUGGGGAUGGAAAACUUUGCUAUGGAUGGAUUUGGGUGAGUCUCCGACCUGCCCUCCCCAAGUAUCUGAAGUGGUAAUUGGAGGCCGGAUUUGGAGAGCUUUGGGGAAAUUAAUCACAUUCGAGACUGGAAACUCUGCCUACUAGCUUGUAAGCAUUCCCCCCCCCCUUUACAACACUUGCCAAGCUUCAAGAAUCCGGUUUAGAGGGGUUAGGAAAAGCUUUCAUCACACUAUAAAGGACUUCUGUAUCUAUUCA
Molecule: messenger RNA, 3911 nt
Organism: Podarcis muralis (Common wall lizard)
Lineage: Eukaryota; Metazoa; Chordata; Lepidosauria; Squamata; Lacertidae
Gene: SUOX
Product: sulfite oxidase
Biological process (GO): sulfur compound metabolic process
Cellular component (GO): mitochondrion
Molecular function (GO): molybdopterin cofactor binding; heme binding; molybdenum ion binding
Source: RefSeq, a predicted model, not a curated record